Molecule: messenger RNA, 2381 nt
Organism: Rhododendron vialii
Lineage: Eukaryota; Viridiplantae; Streptophyta; Magnoliopsida; Ericales; Ericaceae
Exons: 3
Coding region: 143-2116 (657 amino acids)
Source: RefSeq, a predicted model, not a curated record
UCUGCAAAACCACUGGGCUCCUUUGUGGAUUUUAAGGAAACGUCUCCCAAACAGAACAGCACGUACGCUCUGAACAAAACCGUCCGCAUACCGCAGUGCAAAAUCCUGUGAGGCGAGCGCGACCCAGCUCAGUAGAUCUCCAAUGGCGGAAAACGAUUCAGAUUCCCCUCUCUCUCCCAACCAUAUCCCACCCCCAGAAAAUCACCCCAGCAAACGCCCCAAAACCCUAACCCUAUCGCAGGCGCCGAGCUCCCCUCCACCGCACGAACCCGCCUGCGAUGGAUCGGAUACGGAGUCGCAGAGCUGUGGUAUAUGCCUGUGCUCGGAGGAAGGUGGUAGGGCGAUCAUCAGAGGGCGCAUCGACAGCUGCGAGCACUACUUCUGCUUCGUCUGCAUCAUGGAGUGGGCCAAGGUCGAGUCUCGGUGCCCACUCUGCAAGUGCAGGUUCACCAGCAUCCGCCGUCCCCCCAUGGACGGCGUCUUUCUCAACGAGCGUGUCGUUAGAGUACCCGUUCGCGACCAGGUUUAUCAUUGUUUCGGAAAUGCGACAGUAGGGCCUCCGGAUCCAUAUUCAGAAGUUCAAUGUACAGUGUGCAACAGUGAGGGAGAUGAAAAUUUUCUUCUACUUUGUGACCUUUGUGACGCCGCAUCCCAUACUUACUGUGUUGGUCUGGGAGCCACUGUCCCAGAGGGUGAUUGGUUUUGCAAUGACUGCACUGUUUCUAAAGCUGAACACGAGAAGAGUGAAACAGAUGCCCAUCUUGACACCCCAUUGAGUUUUAGAAGCUCGGGUGAAAGACCGUUGGUGGAAGAACAUGCUUCUAUUCUUGCUAUUAGACGAGAACCCAGGUUGAGAGUACUUGAGAGACCUCCCACCAGAGUUCCAGCACAUCCGAAUAACUUGUCAACUCCUAUUCCUUUUGAGAGGAGAACCAACCCUGAGUUGGGUGCAAGAACUCUGCGGCGGUGCCGAAAUGUGCAAGGUCGUAUACAACAGUUACGUGAAAAUUGGAAUGCUUUUCGUAGAGGAUCCUUGAGUUUUACAUCCAAAUCAUCUGAUACAGCUGAUGAUACAAAACUGAGAAAGAGCAGUGGUGCCACUUCUUCUGGCAGAUCAAGUCAGCCGCAUCGUUCUGGUAAUAAUGUAUCUGAAGGAGGCUCUUAUGAUGUAGUCAAAGCUUGGAAAAUGUUGGAUGCAGCCAAGUCAAUGGAACAGGUUCGUGGGAAAACCAGCAUUGUUCUUAAAUCCUCGAAAGAUAAUUUAAGCAAAGUAAAUAUCCCAGUAGCAAAAACUAAACCAAGUUGUAGCCUUCUGGCAUCAAGUAGCAAACCUCUUCGGGUGAAGGAUCUUGCAAAAACUAGAUCACAAAAGCAUAACAAAUGCUAUUCUUCUUCUGUAAAAGGAACUGAGAGUCAUAAACCUCAGAUAGAUACAAGGGAGAGACAUGAUAUUGCUAUUGCUACUUCGACAAGGAUUUUGAAAUUCAAUGAGAUUUCUCCAAGCUCUCAAUCACUAGGAGACUAUAUCCACACUUCAGUUCUAGUGAAUGUUUGCCACGGAAAUGGGGGGAAGCCACCAGAAGAAAGAUUAUGUGCUCAAUCAGUGGAUGGUUUACAGGAGCAUGACGGAUUUGGUUGCUUGGUUUCUCCAGCUGGGCCUGUGACUUCAGGUUCUAACUCAACUUCUGCCAAACUGGAAAUGUCUUCAUCCUCCUGUAUGGGACUUCCCAAUGAAAAAGCUAGAAUGGGAAAAAGUUGUGCUGGAAGCAAGUCUAUACAAGAAGAUGAUGCCAAGAGUGAGAUUCAGUCUCUUGUCAAGCUCAAUCUGAAGCUCCUGACCCGAGAUAGACCAAUAGGAGUGGAUGCAUUUAAGGAAAUUGCAAGACUUUCUACUCACUCCAUCUUAGCAGCAUGUGGUUUAGAAGGGCCAAAACCAGGUGUCCGUUUCUUUCUGAGCUCUGUAUGUUGCCAUAGUAAUCAGGUUGAAGUUCAACAACUCCGAAGAAUGUCUACACUAAUGCCUAGCUCUUGCAGAGAAUGUUUUUAUGUCUUUGUCAAGGAUGUCGUUAAUGCCGUCGUGGUUGAAAAAAUAGGCCAUGUCAAAACGCGGCAUUGAGGCGGUUAUGCUGGCAUAAUGGUCUGUGGUGGAAUUCCAUUGUAGUGUUUAGGUUACUUUCUUUUGUUAUCAUUCUUUGAACUAGUAGUAAAUUAUUUAGGUGUUUCGAGUUGUGGAGGGGAAGAGACCAUCUUACGCCAAACUCCAUACUGUCCAUAGCUCCAUAGAAAUGGUUUUUGUCUGUCGUGUAGAUCUGUAGUCUGUACCGAGUAAUCUAACGCCAAAUUCAGUAAUGCUCAUAGCUCCACGGUAUUGUCUGUUUCAA